This is a messenger RNA of Amblyraja radiata (thorny skate), 3627 nucleotides long. It is a transcript of the gene mzt2b, whose product is annotated as mitotic spindle organizing protein 2B. Lineage: Eukaryota; Metazoa; Chordata; Chondrichthyes; Rajiformes; Rajidae. The transcript has 5 exons. Bases 128 to 823 code for a protein of 231 amino acids. The record is from RefSeq and is a predicted model, not a curated record. Gene Ontology annotation, cellular component: spindle; centrosome.
AGGCGCUGUGCAGGUGCCGCCUGUAGGACCAUUCAUCCAGGCUCGCCGUUUCCACCCGGAGGGACAGUGAAGCGGAGAGCGGUGGUUGCUAGGGAAGAGCAGUGUGAAGAGUUGCUCCAGUGAUAAUAUGGCCGUACCACAGCCGUCUGCAUUAUCUGGCCUGGAUGCACAGCAGACCCUCUUGGCUACAGUCAGUGGAAAUGUACAGAAAUAUACAGUCAAGAAGAAGAAGAUCCUCAAUGCAGAAGAGCUGGAGCUGUUCGAGCUCACACAAGCAGCUGGUGUUGUUAUGGACCAGGAAGUGUUCAAGAUAAUUGUGGAUCUGUUGAAGAUGAAUGUGGCUCCAUUGGCGGUUUUCCAGAUGCUGAAAGCUAUGUGUGCAGGACACAAAAUUGCAGAGGUAUCCUCAACGGAAACACCAUUGACUACAGCACAGAGCAGCUUGGCAGACUCCAGAGAACAUUCGUUUAUCUCCGUAAAGAACAGUAAAAUCCCAGCACUCUCUUUUUCUUCUGCCCUUCGAUCUCCAAGACUAGGCACUAAGAUUGUGGUCUACAACCCUGCUGAUGCUUGCUCACCUCUCUCUCAAGGUCCCCCUGGUUCCUUCCAGUUUUCUUGCUGCCUGUUCUCGCCCUUCUCAGUGAGAAAUAAAUCUAAUACCGCUAUCAGUGGCACACAGACCCAGACAGAGCGAAGCACCGCCCGUGAAGGAUGCAGCCAGCGUAUGUCGCGGCAGCCAAGCGCCACUAGAGUCCCCAAGGGCAGCAGUACUGGGAAAGCUACUGGAAGUAGUAGCAGCGCACACACAGCAUCUACCCAGUAGACUGACUGUGUUGUUGGGGAGAGGGAAUUUAAAACAGGGGUACUGUACUUGUACUGUAUUUGUUUCUUGCACGGUCUAAUGAUACAGGCUGCCUAUUUAGAGUUUCUAAACAGCUUGUCUACAUGUCCCAUCCAGCAGAUCUUGUGCCAGAAGCAAAUUGUGAAGCAGAAACAUCAGCAAAGAGAGCCAGUUGGAGACAGAAUUUGAGAUUUAAUAUGUGAUGAAAUUUUCUGAUGUUUUGAACAAACAAAAAUAAAACCACCCUUGUUACAUAUUAACACAAUGCAAAUGCUGAAACUGAAAACCACAAUAACAAUAAAAAUUGAAAACCAAGCACAUUUAAUAAAAUUAAUGAUAAAACAGGACAAUGUCUGUAAAAGGAAAAAUUGCAAAACUGUUCCAAUUAAUGCAGCUCUGGAUUCCUGGGAGGGGAAGUUCUUAAAAUUCUGCACACUGGAGAAGGUCAUAAUAGUCAUUUCGAGGGAACCAACAAAGAAGCCCCCAAAAUCAUGCCCAAAGCCACAUGAAACCAGAAUGACAGCCUCCUGGUGAACAUGUUUCAUUAAUUUCUUAAUGUUGUUUUCACUAGAGAUUCAUUGUUGCCUCCAAAUCUAAUAGCCACAUUCCCCAAUGUGACUAUUAUACAAUAUUAUCCUUCCCAACAAUUGCAUCUGGAAUUCAUGUCUUUCCAUCAAUGCUGAUAAACCACCCAUUACAUACAGAGCUUAUCCAAGAAUUUAUCCUGCCGCCUAGAUAUGUGUCAAAAAACUAAGGGUAAUAAAAUACACCUUGAUAUUGUUAAUUUUCCAUCUAUCAAUAUCAUUGUACACAAGAGUCUUAUUCCUAGCAGUUAUAUAAGAUUUGGACUUCACACCUAUCUCUAAAUCUGCUUUGAAACAAAAUGAUUCAAUGAGCCUUGUACUCUUACUUGUACCCCGAUAUGAAUUGCUCACAUGUGACAUCGUUGGCUAAGGCGGUACAACUGUGUUUAGUUUAUUGUCACGUGUACCAAGAUACAGCGAAAAGCUUUUGUUGCGUGCUAACCAGUCCACAUAAGACAAUAUCUGAUUAUAAUCGAGCAAUCCACAGUAAACAGAUACAUUAUAAAGGGAAUAAUUAUCCAAAUAAAACCCACACCUUGCAUCACGAUCCAAUGUACGAAAUAAAACAUCCACCACUGCAUUAAAUAAAAUAGCAGCAAAUGGGCUCCCAAGCAUAGCCCCUUUUUUUUUUUAAAGAUUUGUGAUAUCUUCUUACUGUGUGUGGAUUUCUAUGUCUUGCCUUCUUUCAUUGUUAAUAUGUUCAAAUAAAGGUCCAUCACAAGACCAACUCAAUGUUUUUCAACACCCAUAUGACAUACACCCUGUGUUAGAUUGCAACCCACGGAGUCAAAAACUUUAGUUAAAUUGAUUAAAAACUACUGCCAUGUACUCCUGAUUUUUUUUGAAAUUGCUAUUUUUAAGCAACCCUUCUGAGUGCUAUGUAAAAUUAUGGCCUCAGUCCAUCUCCUUAGUUUCUAUAUAAAUAUGUUUUGUAUAAAGUGGAGCUGAUCUUAAUAGGUCUCAGUUUAUUGAUGUUCCUCAAUUUGACUGGACCAUCAGACUUUGGAAUUAAAAGCUAUCAUAUAGCUUUGGUGUUUUGGGGGAAUUCAACUACACUGUGGCUAAAAAACUGUGUUAAAAUAUCUAAUCUAAAUUUUAUCAUGUCCUUUAAUUUUAAACAAUCCCAGCUGGCAACCAUAUCCUUUUUGAAAUAAUUUAGGUACGGGUGUUGAUCACAUGCCUACUAGGUUGGAGUUUGCUGUGACUCACAAUAAUAAUCAAUGUCUUAUUUGGUGAGUGCGACCACUGCCUAUGUAUGUAUGUCUUUUUGCUGAUUACUUCCUCCGGUAGAAUUUAUUACCAAUGGCAUCUUGAGGUUACUUUUUUUUGUGGAGGUGGAAGCUUGAUGGAAAGUGUGACUUAAUUCACCGGACUCUAUGUUCCUGCCUUUAACAAAGCAUAUGUCAUCUUGUGCAGGCAUUUGCUACCAUAAAUUGUAUACUGGUUAUAAAAAUGCUAAAAUGAUUGUACAAGUGAAAUGGAUGCUGAUCAAUAUUUACAUAUAGUUGGCAUCUCUGCAAACAAACCUCACUGGAUAAGUUCCAUGAUAGAGUCAAAAAUUUGCAUUGCUUGACCUCUUGUUUUUGGAGGAAGCAGGCAAGGGAUUUUACACUUUGCCUGAAAUAUCUAAUUUGAGGAUGUAUUCUUUACUAAUUUGUAGAAAUAGAGUAAGCUGUUCUGUCAUACAUUUAUAACAUGGUAGAAUUGUAACUUAAUUACAACCUCCUCCCAUUUCAAGCACAGAAAAUUGUAGGCAGCAAAUGCGCAAUUGGGUGUUCGACAAAUGCUGAGGCACGAAAGCUGUGCCUUAAUUCACUCUACCAAAUUUUUGCAUCCAUAACAUGCAGGUUCACAUGUAGUUUUGCAGAUAGAGCAAUAGCUACUAUUUCAUUUUAUCAUUAACUGUAAGUAGAUCAGUUCUGGCACUUCUUGCCCUAUCCACAAUGGUUUUAAUUUUCACAGAAUCCUGAAAUGUGGUAAAACUGCUUAACAGUAAUCUGUUAAUGUGUGAUUCAAGUUGUGUUUUUAUGCUUUUAUGUAUUUAUUAUGUAUAUUCCAGACAGAUUACUUGUUUCAAAUGAAAGUAUCAUCAGCCAUCAAGCCAUCUGAGGUCAACAAGUACAAGCAAACAAACUGAAUGAACUCAUACCUUUUUUUUAAACUGAAGGAAAUAAAUUGCAUGUAUCAACAAACUUAACUUAA